This is a messenger RNA of Mesoplodon densirostris (Blainville's beaked whale), 1541 nucleotides long. RefSeq names its product replication factor C subunit 4 (gene RFC4). The record is from RefSeq and is a predicted model, not a curated record. The coding region runs from base 259 to 1353 and encodes 364 amino acids. Gene Ontology annotation, biological process: DNA-templated DNA replication; DNA repair. Gene Ontology annotation, molecular function: DNA clamp loader activity; ATP binding; DNA binding. Lineage: Eukaryota; Metazoa; Chordata; Mammalia; Artiodactyla; Ziphiidae. Gene Ontology annotation, cellular component: DNA replication factor C complex; nucleus. The transcript is spliced from 11 exons.
GUGGCGGGAACUCGGGCUGCUUGCUGACGGCGGCUACCGUAAGGGUUCCCCCCUUUCUGGCGGCUCGUGGCUUCCUGGGCCUGAGAGUCUCCGCUUGGGGAGCGGGGUUAAGACUUCGCGACCACCUCGCCCUUUCCCUGCCGCGGAAACCUCAAGAACGAGCCGGUGGCGUCCUAGCUCUCAAGACGAGCGGCUCAAAGGCCCAGGCGGUGCCCGGGGACACACGCGGGGAGCCGGGGAGAACAGGGUGAAGUAACCAUGCAGGCAUUUCUAAAAGGCACAUCUAUCAGCAGUAAACCACCAUUGACUAAGGAUCGAGGAGUAGCUGCCACUGCCAGAAGUAGUGGAGAGAACAAGAAAGCCAAACCUGUUCCGUGGGUGGAAAAAUAUCGCCCAAAAUAUGUGGAUGAAGUUGCUUUCCAGGAAGAAGUGGUUGCAGUGCUAAAAAAGUCUUUAGAAGGAGCUGAUCUCCCUAAUCUCUUGUUUUAUGGGCCACCUGGAACUGGAAAAACAUCCACUAUUUUGGCAGCAGCUAGGGAACUCUUUGGGCCUGAACUUUUUCGAUUAAGAGUUCUUGAGUUAAAUGCAUCUGAUGAACGUGGAAUACAAGUAGUUAGAGAGAAAGUGAAGAAUUUUGCCCAAUUAACUGUGACAGGAAGCCGUUCAGACGGGAAGCCAUGUCCUCCUUUUAAAAUUGUGAUCCUGGAUGAAGCAGAUUCUAUGACCUCAGCUGCUCAGGCAGCUUUAAGACGUACCAUGGAAAAAGAGUCUAAAACCACCCGAUUCUGUCUCAUCUGUAACUAUGUCAGUCGAAUCAUUGAACCUCUGACCUCUAGAUGUUCUAAAUUCCGCUUCAAACCUCUGUCAGAUAAAGUUCAACAGCAGCGAUUACUAGACAUCGCUGAUAAAGAACAUAUCAAAAUUAGCAAUGAGGGACUAGCUCAUCUUGUUAAAGUGUCAGAAGGAGACUUAAGGAAAGCCAUUACAUUUCUUCAGAGUGCUACUCGAUUAACAGGUGGAAAGGAGGUCACAGAAAAGGUGAUCACAGACAUUGCUGGGGUAAUACCAGCUGAAACAAUUGAUGGAGUAUUUGCUGCAUGUCAGAGUGGCUCUUUUGACAAACUAGAAGCUGUGGUAAAGGACUUAAUAGAUGAGGGUCAUGCAGCAACUCAGCUUGUAAAUCAGCUUCACGACGGGGUUGUAGAAAAUGAUAACCUUUCUGAUAAACAGAAGUCUGUUAUUACAGAAAAACUUGCUGAAGUUGAUAAAUGUUUAGCAGAUGGUGCUGAUGAACAUCUACAGCUGAUCGGCCUCUGCUCAACUGUCAUGCAGCAGUUAACUCAGAAUUGUUAAAACAUUCAGUAUGCACUAUGGAGAACAGUAUGGAGGUUCCUUAAAAAACUACAAAUAGAACUACCAUAUGACCCAGCAAUCCCACUACUGGGCAUAUACCCUGAGAAAACCAUAAUUCAAAAAGAGACAUGUACCAAAAUGUUCAUAGCAGCCCUAUUUACAAUAGCCCGGAGAUGGAAACAACCUAA